AUGAUCAACGUAUUCUCUGCUGGUUUCCAAAUUAGCAUAACUANUUUACUUUUCGGAGAAAGUCUUGGUGCGAAUGCUGUGAUUGACAUAGGUGCAUUGAGAGGAUCCUCUGAUCUGUAUCAACAUAUUAUCUCACAAUCAAGUGCAGCUGGAUUUCAUCAAUAUUAUUCAAAUAUUAGCGAUGCUCUAAAAGAAUCAAGUAAAAUUGUUCAGCAGAUGAAUUGUACCAAUAUAAAAAAUCGAGAUACUUUGACAUGUUUGCGUAAUUCUUCGAUCUUUGAUUUAAUUGCAGCAUAUGGCAUCCGUCAAGCAAAGCCAGUAAUUGAUGGAUACUUUUUUCCAUUAUAUCCCCCAUUGGCAAUUGCUAGAAGGAAAUACAAUCAAAAUAUAAAUAUGAUAAUCGGCCGUAAUGAAUACGAAACAGCAACAUGUUCUUCUGAUCCUGAUAUGAAUUCUACUACUGCCAUAGGAGUUAUUACUCAGAGUGUCGGACAAAAAUGGACAGAUGCAUUUGUUAAUAGUUCUCGAAUGAAUACAUGUUCAUCGAAUCGAAACGCUUCAAAUCGAUGCUGUAAUAUGAUUCAACUGUUAUACACGGAUCUAGUUUAUGAUUGUAGUACUCGUCGUAUAUACAACAAUUUAUAUCGGACAUAUGAACAACAAAAUCUAUUUUGGUACCAAUUGGAUUGUAAUCCUGGAAUAUGUCCUCCUAAGACAACAGAGGAAGGUAAGGGCUUAUGCAUUCAUACAGCAGAGCUGCCAUAUGUAUUUGGAACUAUGAGUGAAAUGUAUUCAGCAAAUUUACAUAACUGUACAUGGGAUAAUGAAUCGAAAGUAUAUUCCAAUCGAAUCAUUUCACAUUGGAUUAAUAUGGCUACAGUAGGUGAACCAUUGAAAACAUGGCCAAAUUAUAGUCCAGAGUUGCCGAAAUAUUUUCGAAUUACACCUUAUCAUGACUUUUCACCAGCGCUAUCCACUCGAGACUGUUUUCUGAUCGAUCAGUUUGAACAGGAAAAUAUUCUGCUUAUGUUUGGGAAUUUGGAAAAUCUCAGUGGACAAAACUAUGCAAAUCGCAAUAUUUUCAUGCUCUUUAUUAUACUCUUAUUCCUACCUUGA
Molecule: messenger RNA, 1116 nt
Organism: Adineta ricciae
Lineage: Eukaryota; Metazoa; Rotifera; Eurotatoria; Adinetida; Adinetidae
Source: the annotation of a GenBank genome assembly